AUGGAGUGCUCCAUUAAUAAUAAGCUUCGCCAUCAAGUGUUCAGCAUUCCUGCAGCAAAAGAGAGAAGAUGGACUCCACAGCCACAGGAUGCAGUCUGGGUUGAUAUGAACGGGUUAGUCAAACAACAACAGAGUGCAGCAUGUGGUGGUUUAAUUAGGAACUCUGAAAGAGAUUGGUUAAUGGGCUUCAGGAAAGGUUUAGGAUGCUCUUCAAUCACUGAAACAAAACUAGAAGCCAUCCGAACAGGCUUGGAAUUGGAAGUGGCCAAACAGCUGGGAUAUGCCAAAAUCAUGGUCUAUUCUGACUCUUUAGAGGCAUGCGACCUUAUCAUGCGCAUGUGUGCAGCAGAUAAUCCCCUUCAACCGGUUAUAAAUGACACAAGGGACUUGGUUUUUAGAAAGGGGGAAGUGACGCUCCAUCACACUAGUAGGACUAUUAUUGAGUGUGCUGAUUUUUUGGCUAAGAUAGGUCAUGGUGACUACACUGAUAUAGUUUUGGUUCCAAAGGCUCCGACUAAAUGUCUAGCUAUAUUAUUGGAGGACAAAGAGGCCACAACUGCUGGAAGAUCUAAUACAGCAACUGCAUGA
Molecule: messenger RNA, 588 nt
Organism: Neltuma alba
Lineage: Eukaryota; Viridiplantae; Streptophyta; Magnoliopsida; Fabales; Fabaceae
Exons: 1
Coding region: 1-588 (195 amino acids)
Molecular function (GO): nucleic acid binding; RNA-DNA hybrid ribonuclease activity
Source: RefSeq, a predicted model, not a curated record